CUGUACAUUCAGAUUGUCGACAGCGACGGUCGUGAAUUGAUCAACACAAAACGAGAGAACCGUCGUCCACCGGCUAUUCUGUCAAGUGGAAAUCGCCUGACUCUGUACUUCAAAGCUCACGAUUUCACGCAAACGGUUGGCUUCCGUGCUCGCUACGAAUUCGUGGACGAGAAAGAGUGGUCGGACAGGCCGAAUGCCAGAGAUUGCGAUGAAUUCCUCGAAGGCUAUGGUGGAGAAAUCAAACUGGAUGGCAAUCUACAUCUAAUCAAUACCUAUGUGGACUGUAUCUGGAUCAUCGGACGCUUUCCACACAUGGCUCGGACAUUCGACAGGAUAUAUUUGAAGAUCGAGGAAUUUCAUAUGAAAGGGGUCGGAUUACGACUGGAAAUACGGGAAGGAGCUUCGUCGACCAGUGGUUUGGAGAUCGUCUACACUCAGUUCUAUCGAUGGGCCACUGCUCUUUGCCCAGGCGUUGGCGAAUUUCACUGUGACAACGCACGCUGCAUAAAGGCAACUCUACGCUGCGACGGAACCAACCAUUGUGGUGAUGGCAGUGACGAACAUUGCCAACGUCCGAUUUCUGACUUCAAACAGCCUGAUACCGAUGUGUCGGGAUUAAUAGCGCUGGUAAUUGGUGUGUGUGGUCUGAUUCUACUGAUUAUCUCGACAACAGCCGUCAUGGGUCGAUUCUAUCGUCGACGACUAGCCGCCCAGCUGAAUGGCACCGAUCUGUCUGCACCCACCCCAUAUUCCGAUCCGACAGGGCCCUCAAUACAGACAGUGGGAGAACGGCGGUUUUAUGUCGUUCCGGAAAGUCAAAUAUCUGUCAUCGAAGCGCCACCCUCCUACGACGACGCUCUCAAGCAUCCACCGGUAAGAUGA
Molecule: messenger RNA, 882 nt
Organism: Cooperia oncophora
Lineage: Eukaryota; Metazoa; Nematoda; Chromadorea; Rhabditida; Trichostrongylidae
Source: the annotation of a GenBank genome assembly